AUGGCAACAAUAUUCGUGUUCACAAACAGGUGCCCGGAAACGAUCUACCCCGGCGUGCUGACGAGCCCAGGCAAGCCGGGCUUCCCGACCACCGGCUUCGCGCUGCCGCCCGGCCCCGACGCCGCCUUCCCGGGCGUCCCCGCCGGUUGGUCAGGCCGCAUCUGGGGCCGCUACCGCUGCGCCACCGACGCCUCCGGCAGCUUCGGGUGCGCCUCCGGCGACUGCGCCACGGGGCGCGUCGAGUGCGCCGGCAACGGCAACCAGGCGCCGAGCACGCUGGCCGAGUUCACGCUCAACGGCCAGGACGGCAAGGACUUCUACGACAUCAGCAACGUCGACGGCUUCAACGUGCCCAUCCAGAUCCUGCCGUACGGCGGCCCGGCCGGCGGCUGCGCGACGGUGACGUGCGCCGCCAACAUCAACGCGGCGUGCCCGCCGGAGCUGGCGGCGAGGGCGGCGGACGGCAGCACGGUGGGGUGCCGGAGCGCGUGCGGGGCGUUCAACACGGACGAGUUCUGCUGCCGCGGGGAGUACGGGACCCCCGACACGUGCAGGCCGAGCAGGUACUCGGAGUUCUUCAAGGCGCAGUGCCCGCAGGCCUACAGCUACGCCUAUGACGACAGGAGCAGCACCUUCACCUGCGCGUCCGGCGGCAAUUACCAGAUCCUCUUCUGCCCUUGA
Messenger RNA from Setaria italica (foxtail millet), 681 nucleotides. RefSeq names its product thaumatin-like protein 1. Bases 1 to 681 code for a protein of 226 amino acids. Lineage: Eukaryota; Viridiplantae; Streptophyta; Magnoliopsida; Poales; Poaceae. Gene Ontology annotation, biological process: defense response. Gene Ontology annotation, cellular component: extracellular region. The transcript has a single exon. The record is from RefSeq and is a predicted model, not a curated record.